AUGACAUUGUUGAAAACAAUAACAUCGGUGAUCACUCAGCCAUUAAGCUGUAUGGGACGAUCGUUACUCGCCACAUCAUCACGUCGGACCAGACGAGGUACACGGGCAGGAACGCAUGUGAUAAGACAAAUUCCAUCUCUGAGAUGUAAUAGAUACCCCAAGGUAAAUAAAUAUAGUCAAAGAGGCAUAAACUUUAAUAACAUCGUAAAUCUGAACAAAUGCGACACUAAUCAUAUGAUAUUAAGCACACUUACUGAUACAGAGUCAACAAGUAAUAUCAUGACAUGUGUAGGUAACAGGCCUGUUGGGGCAUACAUGGAAAGAAAUUCUGAUAAUUCUGAUCGGCCAAUAACACUUGCAUCAGUGAAUAUCAUUCCCAAUAUCAAAAAGUAUCCUAAAAGUAGCAUGUUGUUUGCCACUCUAAACUGCAGAUCUGUUAAAAACAAGGCUCUAUCAAUUUGUGAUUUUGUGACUUCUCACGAUUUAGAUAUUCUGGCUAUCACGGAAUCAUGGCUUGGUUCUGACAUUGAUGAAGGUGUUAUUCAAGACCUAGUACCAUCUGGAUACAACAUAAUGCAUCACAGUCGUAAUAAUCGUCGAGGCGGUGGAAUUGCACUUUUGUUCAAAGGGGGUAUUGGCAUAAAACGAUUGAACGUACACGAAAAACAUUUUACUCACUUUGAGCAUAUGGAGUUCACUGUACAUUAUGAGGAUCUGAAUAUUCGUCUUUGUGUAAUAUACAGACCCCCACCAUCUAAAUCUAAUGGUUUGCGCAAUACUCUUUUCUUUGAGGAAUGGGAAUCAUACCUUGAUCAAAAUACUAUACUAGUACCCACGCAUAACGUUCUUUUCACCGGAGAUUUCAAUUUCCACCUAGAUAAUCUCAGCGAUCCAGACGCAUUACGCUUCUAUCAGAGUCUUGAAGAUCGUAACCUUACACAACAUGUCAAAGAUGCCACGCACGAACGUGGGCAUAUAUUAGACCUUCUUAUAACGAACAAAGACAGUCAGAUACUAAACGGAGUUCCAAACGUUAAGCGCCCGAACAUCAGUGAUGCGCAAGGUAAUUUAGUAUGUGACCAUUUUUCUGUUCAUGCAACGUUAGCAUGCCAGAAACCAAAGAGUAUGCGCAAAGAUAUUUCUUUGAGAAAAUGUAAAGAGAUCGACAUGACGGAACUUAAGAAGGACAUUGUAGAUUCUUUUUCAUGUUCUGGAAUAGAUAGUUCUGUAGAGCAACUAGUCGAACGUUAUGAAGAUAAUUUAACCAAUAUCUUUGAUAAACAUGCCCCAGUCACGAUCAAAUCAGUUGUUUUAAGACCUAAUACAGAAUGGUAUUCAGACGAUAUUAAGGCUGCCAAAAGAGAUAAACGAAAAGCGGAGAGAAAAUGGCGGGAUUCGAAAUUGGAAGUUCAUCAUCAAAUUUUCAAGGAAAAAUGUAAAACUGUUGGUAAAUUGUUAUAUAUCGCCAAGGAAACUUAUUACUCUUCUAAAAUUGAGAAUUGUGGAAAUGACCACAAACAGUUAUUCAAACUAUAA
Molecule: messenger RNA, 1536 nt
Organism: Mytilus trossulus (common blue mussel)
Lineage: Eukaryota; Metazoa; Mollusca; Bivalvia; Mytilida; Mytilidae
Exons: 1
Coding region: 1-1536 (511 amino acids)
Molecular function (GO): catalytic activity
Source: RefSeq, a predicted model, not a curated record